Molecule: messenger RNA, 1066 nt
Organism: Cajanus cajan (pigeon pea)
Lineage: Eukaryota; Viridiplantae; Streptophyta; Magnoliopsida; Fabales; Fabaceae
Product: ADP-ribosylation factor 2
Molecular function (GO): GTP binding; GTPase activity
Source: RefSeq, a predicted model, not a curated record
UAAAAAAAAUGAAAAAAUAAUAGUGGUACCUUUUUUGCUCUUAUAAAGUCUAUUCUGGUUGACGCUUCUCACUCCCAUCUCGCGUUGCUGCAAAGCGAUACCAUCUUUCGUUCAUCUCUCUCUCCAAAGGGAUCCGCAGGCUGAAGGAGAAAUGGGGCUGACGUUCACGAAGCUUUUCAGUCGGCUUUUCGCGAAGAAGGAAAUGCGAAUUCUGAUGGUUGGUCUUGAUGCUGCUGGUAAGACCACUAUCCUCUACAAGCUCAAGCUUGGAGAGAUCGUUACCACAAUUCCUACCAUUGGGUUCAAUGUUGAGACUGUGGAGUACAAGAACAUUAGCUUCACUGUUUGGGAUGUCGGUGGCCAGGACAAGAUUCGUCCUUUGUGGAGGCACUACUUCCAGAACACUCAGGGUCUUAUUUUUGUUGUAGAUAGCAAUGAUAGGGACAGAGUUGUUGAGGCCAGAGAUGAGUUACAUAGGAUGUUGAAUGAGGAUGAACUGAGAGAUGCAGUAUUGCUUGUGUUUGCCAAUAAGCAAGAUCUUCCUAAUGCAAUGAAUGCGGCUGAGAUUACUGAUAAGUUGGGUCUCCACUCUCUCAGACAGCGCCACUGGUACAUUCAGAGCACCUGUGCAACCUCCGGAGAAGGCCUUUAUGAAGGUUUGGACUGGCUUUCCAACAACAUUGCCAAUAAGGCUUAAAGCCUUUGGGAGUCUUGCGGAUUGGUAAUUCUGGAUGCAGGGGUGAACAUUAUCUAGCUUUUAUUUCUUGGUCCUCUUCCGAGACGACUCAAAUUUGUGUUCGUGUAAUGUGGUUUAGGACAUCUUGGUGGCUAAAAUUGUAGUAGGACUUUGUUUCUUGGGGUGUGUAAUACUGAGCUUCCUAUUGGGUUUAUGGAUGCAAUGUCCAUAACUGUAAUGGAGAUACUAAUUCAAUGUGCCACCAGGUUCUGAUUUAUAGUUUUAUUUUGGUCAUGUAUCUUUCAUAUAUUGAGUAUUGAAUGGGGAUUUUGUUUAUUGUUUUGUAAGAUACCCGUAAAAAAAAACUAUAUUCACUUUCAUACUUCUAAA